GCCGGCCAGGCGGGGUCAGGCAGCUCUCCUUCUCGAGGUCAGCGUUGGAGAGAAUGUCUGCAAGGCUGCGGAGGCCCGGGGUGUGUUUGUGUGUGUGCGUCCAGACUCGGUUCUCUGCACCGCCAGCGUCAUUGAGAUUACUUCCCGGUUAGAAGCCGACCGAGUUUGGAAUGAUUUGUGCAGGAGUUUUUGCAGCCACCGCUUGCUCAGAGAAGCAGAGAUGGAUGGAGGUUGGGAAAGGGGUAGAGAGGAGGGAGUUAUUGCAGGUCUGGGUUGUGAGUCGUUUGUGAUUUGAGUGUUCGGGAAAUCUAGUGGAAACGUUGUGGGGGGGAAGGGAGGACCGGAGGGUGGGAGGGAGAGAGAAGGGGGAGGGCGGCAGAGUGCAGUGGGAUCUAGUUGGAUAGGCGAUUUCAGUACUUUGUGAGCAUCGAGGCAACCCAACGUCACUGUGCUCAGCUGAGUUGGCUUGUAUUUCAGAGAGAGAGAGAGAGAGAGAGAGAUAGAGAGAGAGAGACUGACUCUUACCUCGAAUUCGGGAACUUUAAUCCUGAAAGCUGCGCCCAGAAAGGACUUCGACCAUUCACUGGGCUCCCAACUUUCCCUCCCUGGGGGUGUAAGGGAGGAGCGGGGCACUGAGAUUAUAUGGUUGCCGGUGCUCUUGGAGUCUAUUUUGUGUUCUUUGGCGCUUGGCAACUUGGAAGUAUUUAGCGAGAGCAAGCGCACAGCGGAGGAGGUGUGUGUUGGAGGGGGGCCGUCGCCGCGGAGGCUCCAGCGGUAGGUGCGCCCUAGUAAGCAGCAGUAGCCGCUAUUCUGGGUACGCAGUAAACUCCGCAUAAACCCCGGAGCCACCAUGCCUGCACCCCCGCCUCGCCACCGGCUUCCCUGCUAGGAGCAGCAGAGGAUGUUGUGAAUGCACCGGCUUCACCGAGAGAGAGCAGAACCUUGCGCGGGCACAGGGCCCCGGGCGCACCAUGGCCGACGCAGACGAGGGCUUUGGCCUGGCGCACACGCCUCUGGAGCCUGACGCAAAAGACCUGCCCUGCGAUUCGAAACCCGAGAGCGCGCUCGGGGCCCCCAGCAAGUCUCCGUCGUCCCCACAGGCCGCCUUCACCCAGCAGGGCAUGGAGGGAAUCAAAGUGUUUCUCCAUGAAAGAGAACUGUGGCUGAAAUUCCACGAAGUGGGCACGGAAAUGAUCAUAACCAAGGCUGGAAGGCGGAUGUUUCCCAGUUACAAAGUGAAGGUGACGGGCCUUAAUCCCAAAACGAAGUACAUUCUUCUCAUGGACAUUGUACCUGCGGAUGAUCACAGAUACAAAUUCGCAGAUAAUAAAUGGUCUGUGACCGGCAAAGCUGAGCCCGCCAUGCCCGGCCGCCUCUAUGUGCACCCGGACUCUCCCGCCACCGGGGCGCAUUGGAUGAGGCAGCUCGUCUCCUUCCAGAAACUCAAGCUCACCAACAACCACCUGGACCCAUUUGGGCAUAUUAUUCUAAAUUCCAUGCACAAAUACCAGCCCAGAUUACACAUCGUGAAAGCGGAUGAAAAUAAUGGAUUUGGCUCAAAAAAUACAGCGUUCUGCACUCACGUCUUUCCUGAGACAGCGUUUAUAGCAGUGACUUCCUACCAGAACCACAAGAUCACGCAAUUAAAGAUCGAGAAUAAUCCCUUUGCCAAAGGAUUUCGGGGCAGUGAUGACAUGGAGCUGCACAGAAUGUCAAGAAUGCAAAGUAAAGAAUAUCCCGUGGUCCCCAGGAGCACCGUGAGGCAAAAAGUGGCCUCCAACCACAGUCCUUUCAGCAGCGAGUCUCGAGCUCUCUCCACCUCAUCCAAUUUGGGGUCCCAAUACCAGUGUGAGAACGGUGUUUCUGGCCCCUCCCAGGACCUCCUGCCUCCACCCAACCCAUACCCACUGCCCCAGGAGCAUAGCCAAAUUUACCAUUGCACCAAGAGGAAAGAGGAAGAAUGUUCCACCACAGACCAUCCCUAUAAGAAGCCCUACAUGGAGACAUCACCCAGUGAAGAAGAUUCCUUCUACCGCUCAAGCUACCCACAGCAGCAGGGCCUGGGUGCCUCCUACAGGACAGAGUCGGCACAGCGGCAGGCCUGCAUGUAUGCCAGCUCUGCGCCCCCCAGUGAGCCUGUGCCCAGCCUGGAGGACAUCAGCUGCAACACGUGGCCAAGCAUGCCUUCCUACAGCAGCUGCACCGUCACCACCGUGCAGCCCAUGGACAGGCUACCCUACCAGCACUUCUCUGCUCACUUCACCUCGGGGCCCCUGGUCCCCCGGCUGGCAGGCAUGGCCAACCAUGGCUCCCCACAGCUGGGAGAGGGAAUGUUCCAGCACCAGACCUCCGUGGCCCACCAGCCUGUGGUCAGGCAGUGUGGGCCUCAGACUGGCCUGCAAUCCCCUGGCACCCUUCAGCCCCCUGAGUUCCUCUACUCGCAUGGCGUGCCAAGGACUCUGUCCCCGCAUCAGUACCACUCUGUGCAUGGAGUUGGCAUGGUGCCAGAGUGGAGCGACAAUAGCUAAAGCGAGGCCUGCUUCACAACAGACAUUUCCUAGAGAGAGACAGAGAGAGAGAGAGAGAGAGAGGAGAAAGAGAGAGAAGGAGAGAGACAGUAGCCAAGAGAACCCCACGGACAAGAUUUUUCAUUUCACCCAAUGUUCACAUCUGCACUCAAGGUUGCUGGAUGCUGAUCUAAUCAGUAGCUUGAAACCACAAUUUAAAAAAUGUGACUUUCUUGUUUUGUCUCAAAACUUAAAAAGACAAACACAAAAAGCUGAGUCCCACCCCCCACGACCACCACCCUCAUCAACCAGCCACAUUCACACCACUCCCCAGCUCUCUUCCCCCAUUCCUUCUUCUGGGCUCUAGAAAGUCUUGCCUCAUUGAGUGUUUUUCCCUAGUGCGUAGCUGGAGUCUUUCCCUGUCUUGGUGUUAAUGUUGACAUUGUUAUAUAAUAAAUGAUAAUAUAUUUUUUUCUUUCAAUUUUCUUAAUGGGACCCAGUCCCUUAUUUGGGGGGAGGUCUGAGGCAAGUAUAUAUCAAAAUGUGUACUUGCGGGAUUCCCUUCAAGUAAACCACCCCUGAAACCUAAAUUCACCCUUCCCCUUGACUAAGAAAAGCACCUACCUCUGCCAUGCGAUGUUUCUGAAAAGCCUCCCUAUGUCCCCAUUUGCUUUGGUUUUGUCCUGCCUUCUCCAGUAUCACAUGCUCAGUUUUGCCUUUACUUACCCAUAGAGUCAGGCUAACGCUGACGCCCCCUGGCAUCCUGUCUUAUUCAGCCCUACCGUCUUGCCAGCUCUGUCUUUCCAGCUGUCUGUCGCUAAAAUGGCCUAUAGCUUCCCUUCCGGAAAGCUUGCUUUGAAAAACUUAAAAAGCCCCGGUUUACAUGCAGGCAGGACUGUGAUAACAGUGCAAGGUCUGUGUUGACAAGAGUUGUGGACAAAAAGCCAAAAUAAAUAUUCUUCCUGAUUAAAAAAAAAAAAAAAAAUUGAAAAAAAAAACAAGGCCAGCCCAACCUUCCAAACCUCCAUCAUCAACAAUCCAAACUGGAUGUGAAGCAAAAUGCGUAAUUCCUACAGAAGAGGCAAGAUGCGAUCAACGAUGAUGUCUCUCCAAAGAUACCACGCCCACACCAAUGCCGACACAAAACUGUGUUUACUGAAAGCCGAAAACAGUAUUAAAAAAAAGUGUGUAAGUAAAGUGUUAUGGUAGGGUUCUUCAGAUGUAAUAUUUUACUGGUACUAUUUAUUUAUAAAUAGGAAUUCUAAUUAAGUAAUAACAUGAAAUGAAACCCAGCAUACGAGCUGGCCAAGAGCUUUUAAUUUUAUUGAUACUCAAAACCAAGUUUGUGUUUUUUUGUUUUUUUCCUCUUUCGAAUGUGCUUUGCUUUUUUUGAUUAAAAAGAAGUUUUUUUCCUUUUUUUUAAACAGACCCUAAUAAACAGAACAGGGUAAGAUGUGAGGCUGAGUGUGUUUAACUACGUGAGAGAGUGCGAGUGUGUUUGUAAGUGAGUGUCCCUAUGCGAUUAUGUCUUUUAAUGUUGCUAAGGGGGGAGGGUGAGGACUAAGUACUCGUGCCUUAUAUUUGUGUGCCAAUUAAUGCCUAAUAAAUACCAUGUGCUUAAACAAGUA
Molecule: messenger RNA, 4135 nt
Organism: Chlorocebus sabaeus (green monkey)
Lineage: Eukaryota; Metazoa; Chordata; Mammalia; Primates; Cercopithecidae
Source: RefSeq, a predicted model, not a curated record